AUGAAGUUCAAUUCGAGCAACCAAAAGCAGUUGUUGUCUAAAAUAGCAACGAACAAUGGACAUGGUGAAGACUCUCACUACUUCGAUGGUUGGAAGGCGUACGACAGUGAUCCCUACCAUCCUACCCUUAAUCCUCAUGGUGUUAUUCAGAUGGGUCUUGCAGAAAACCAGCUUUCCUUUGAUUCAAUCAAAGAGUGGAUUGUCAAUAAUCCAAAAGCAUCCAUAUGCACAGCAGAAGGAGCUAGUGGCUUCAUGGAUACUGCUAUAUUUCAGGAUUAUCAUGGCCUUCCAGAGUUCAGAAAUGCUGUGGCGAAGUUUAUGGGGAAAGUGAGAGGACAGAGAGUCACAUUCGACCCUGACCGGAUUGUCAUGAGUGGAGGAGCAACUGGAGCUCAUGAAAUGGUGGCCUUUUGCUUGGCAGAUCCUGGUGAUGCGUUUUUGGUGCCUACACCAUAUUAUCCAGGAUUUGACAGAGAUUUGAGAUGGAGAACAGGAGUACAACUUCUCCCAGUAGUUUGUGAGAUCUCUAACAAUUUCACGGUGACCAAAACGGCCUUGGAGGCAGCAUACUCCAAAGCCCAAGAAGCCAACAUCAAAGUAAAGGGCUUACUCAUAACCAAUCCAUCAAACCCAUUGGGCACCAUACUUGACAGAGAGACCCUGAGAAGUGUACUAAGCUUCACUAAUAAAAAGAACAUUCACCUAGUGUGUGAUGAAAUCUAUGCUGCCACAGUCUUCAACAAGCCUGGUUUUAUCAGCAUUGCUGAAAUAAUUGAAGAAAUGGAAUGCAAUCGUGACCUCGUACACAUUGUUUAUAGUCUGUCCAAGGACUUCGGCUUCCCAGGCUUCCGGGUUGGUAUCGUGUACUCAUACAACGAUACAGUAGUGAAAAUUGCCCGCAAGAUGUCGAGUUUUGGGCUCGUGUCGACCCAAACACAGCAUCUGAUUGCAUCAAUGCUAUCAGACGACAAGUUUGUGGACAAAUUCAUUGCUGAGNCUUUUAAUACGUAA
This is a messenger RNA of Ilex paraguariensis (yerba mate), 1011 nucleotides long. NCBI's taxonomy places the organism in Eukaryota, Viridiplantae, Streptophyta, Magnoliopsida, Aquifoliales, Aquifoliaceae. The record is from the annotation of a GenBank genome assembly.